Messenger RNA from Drosophila busckii, 1495 nucleotides. RefSeq names its product carboxy-terminal domain RNA polymerase II polypeptide A small phosphatase 1 (gene hzg). The transcript has 6 exons. Bases 423 to 1430 code for a protein of 335 amino acids. Gene Ontology annotation, molecular function: RNA polymerase II CTD heptapeptide repeat phosphatase activity. Lineage: Eukaryota; Metazoa; Arthropoda; Insecta; Diptera; Drosophilidae. The record is from RefSeq and is a predicted model, not a curated record.
UCGUUUUGUUCGUGCACGCGCAAGUUUCGCUUAAAAUUAUUGUUAAAUAAUUAAUUAAUGCUUAAAAUGAGUGCAAUAAUUUCAAAAUAGUCGACACCAACACCAGCAAACAGUUGGAAAGCAAAGCCGUUGGUGUAGGUGCGUUAUAAAUAAAACGCAAGUGUAUGAGUAGCGUGCGAAAAAGUGGACGCCAAGAAAAUGUGAAAGAAAGUGAUUUUAUGUUGAUUUUCGUUGUAUUUUGAAUACGUUUAUAAAUUCUUUAUGAUCGAGUAACGAAAGGCGAAAGUGCAUUUUUACAUGUGUAACACUGCAAAAGCUAGAUUACAAAUAAACGUCUCUUGAAAUUGUCGACCUGCUAACUUGAUUUCCGAUUUGGAUUUGGACUUGAAAAGGAGAGCGAGGAGCUUGCAACACGACGUGUAAUGGAUGCAACAUCAAUAAUAACACAAGUUUCCCGCGACGAUGAACAACUAAACGUCUAUCCCAGCGACAAAGGAGAAGAUGUUGAACGCUUAAAGCCACAAAAGCGUGGAAUACUACAAUCUUUGCUCUGUUGCUGGCGACGAAAUCGAACGAAAACAAAUCAAAAUGGCACACAGAUCGAUGGUUCAACCACACCGCCACCCCUACCGGACCAACAAAGGUACCUACUACCUCAGGUUAGGCACUCCGAUAUGCAUAGAAAGUGCAUGGUCAUCGAUUUGGACGAAACUCUAGUGCACAGUAGCUUUAAGCCAAUACCUAAUGCCGAUUUCAUAGUACCAGUGGAAAUCGAUGGCACCAUACAUCAGGUCUUUGUGCUUAAGCGACCGCAUGUGGAUGAGUUUCUGCAGAAGAUGGGUGAACUGUACGAGUGCGUUUUGUUUACAGCCUCACUAGCCAAAUAUGCAGAUCCUGUUGCUGAUCUGCUAGACAAGUGGAAUGUGUUUCGUGCAAGACUGUUUAGGGAAUCAUGCGUUUAUUACAGGGGUAAUUACAUUAAGGAUCUAAAUCGUCUGGGACGUGAUUUGCAAAAAAUUGUCAUUGUUGAUAAUUCACCGGCCAGUUAUAUAUUUCAUCCAGACAAUGCAGUUCCUGUCAAGUCCUGGUUCGAUGAUGUCACCGACUGUGAACUACGUGAACUAAUACCGCUCUUCGAGAAGUUGAGCAAAGUCGAUUCCGUCUAUUCGGUGCUCUGCAAUUCAAACCAGCCGCUGAACAAUCAAACGAACCAACAGCAGCACACGCAAGAGCUGCAGCAGGCGCCACAACAGCAACAACAGCAGCAGCAGCAACAACAACAACAGACCAUCUCUGCCACAACAGUUAUUACACAGGCGACCACAUUGUCUGCACCGACCAUGCUGACUACAGUGCAUCAACAGCAACAGCAGCAGCUACAGUCGCCCAAUCCGCCCAGCCCACAAAGCGAGCUGCUGCAGAAAACGUAACAUCAGUGGGAACUAAUGUUUAUAAAUAUAUGAUAAAGCUUAUACAUAUUAUGAGACCAAGCAAG